GUUUCCUCAUGAACCGUGUAUAUCUUGAUCAAAUGGACGUCUGUCGGGUAGCCUUCAUUCUACAUUCUAACCAGUGAUGCAGUAGGCAUAGCCCAAACCUUGAAGGACUCCAACGUGGUCAUGCAACCGAACGAUUCGGAGCUUCCUGGCUAUACAUCAUAUAGGGCAAAUCGCGUGGAAUUCUCCGAUCAAACAUGUCAGCUAGAGGACGGCAAAGGUCGACCGUGGAUUUGGCUCACGAUACGGAGUCGGACACGGGAUCGAGCACGGCUCCCGCUGUUUUGUGAGGGGGACAAGAUUGAAGGUUCGGUGGAAGUUGACUUUGAUAAAACCAGCGGUGCUAAAGGCGUCUCAGUUGCUGUAACGGGAAGUGUGACUGAGGUCGGGCAGGAAGAGUUCAAAUUCUUGCAACUGCACGAAGCGUUGUGGACAAGGGAAGCUUCGACAGCCCCCAAGGACAAACACCGAUGGCCGUUCUCCAUACCGCUCCCUGAUAAGGUCCCCGUGCAGAAUGAAUCAUAUGCUUUGCCACCCAGUUUCUCUGAAAGAGGAAGUCCCGUGUAUGUGGACUACAGAGUAACGGUCGCUGUCCGUCGCGGCGGUCUCAGAGUCAAUCACACAUUGGCAUCAGUUCUUGUCUAUAUGUCUACUUCGUAUGCCCCCAUGCCUUCUCAACUUCGUCAACUCGCGUACAGCGAGGGUGCAAUGAUAAUUGGACCAGAGGGCGAUCCGGAAGGAUGGAAAACCCUCCAGCCGCUUCGAAUAUCGGGGACGCUGUUCAAUACAAAACCUGUAACGGUGGAAUGCACACUUGCUAUUUCAAGUCCGGUCGCUUUUGCGGCGGGUUCACCAAUACCUCUCUUUAUGACCUUCUCAUCAGUUGACGAACAGGCCCUGGAUUUACUUUCGACACCUUCAUCUAUAAAGAUACACCUUAUUCGAGAACGCCUCGUCGGCUCAUCAGCCAACAAAGGAAAAGGACAGACCGAUCGUACCUUCCGAGAACCAAUCAGCGCUGCUUUCUUCUGGUCACCCUCCGAAGCUUCUCCCGAGAAAGGAAAACGUGUGCUACAAGGUGAACUUGAAGUGAAGAAGGGUACUACGCCUUCGUUCACGUUCCACGGUUUUCUCUGAACUAUACUAUAUGCCUGUUUCCAUUCGAAGUCCCCGGUUUCCAGCCAGAUUCUUCUGAUUCGAUUCCGUUGAUGAAGGAAAGUGUGACGAUCCACACCGCCAACCAGGCUGGCGUCACACCUCGCUCUUUCGCUCCACCCGGGUACGAAAGACCAAAGCAAGCAGAUUACAAUAACGCUGUCGGGUAUCUGGAGAAUGGAAAUCAAAGGUGAGCCAUCAGUCUACGUGGAUUUUCCAUCAAACAAGCUAAUCUCCAGACAGAUUCUACCAUCACGCAGCCUUUGGGUAAGAUGUCGGGUUCGUGGUCCAUGUUCAAGUUGUGUUCGACUAUUCCCGUAUGUCAUCCGCCUACAUUCAGCAACAAAAGGCUCUCAAAUGUGUCGUCCGAUUUCCUCGCUGAAGUUCCCCAUGCACCAACACCUCCUAAUAGAUCCUCAUCAUUCUC
Molecule: messenger RNA, 1579 nt
Organism: Somion occarium
Lineage: Eukaryota; Fungi; Basidiomycota; Agaricomycetes; Polyporales; Cerrenaceae
Source: the annotation of a GenBank genome assembly